UGCCGCGGGGCGGGCGCUCUCGCGAGAGCCGGCGGAAGCGGCGGGGCGCGGCCCGGAAGUGGAGCCGCCGCCGGAGCGACCAUGGCCGAGACCGACCCCAAGAGCGUCCAGGACCUGACGGCCGUGGUGCAGACAUUGCUCCAGCAAAUGCAGGACAAGUUUCAAACCAUGUCUGACCAAAUAAUUGGAAGAAUCGAUGACAUGAGCUGCCGCAUCGACGACCUGGAGCGCAACAUCGCCGACCUCAUGAUGCAGGCGGGCGUGGAGGAGCUCGAGGGGGACAACAAGACCCCGGCUUCCAACAAGGGUUAAAGUUGCCAACAGCUCAAGAUGAAUCAUGGAAGAUUACUUUUUUCUUUUUUUUCUACAAAUCCUUGGAAUUAAAGAAUGGCUUUUUGCAACUGCAGUGUGUGAAAGCAUUUUUAUAUUGUUACAGAGCUUGCAUUCCUAAUGUACAUUGUAUAGUUGGGGUAGGGUAGUUUCUAUUUUGAUUUUGUGUACUGUAAUUUCACUUUUUGAAUUCUUGUAACGAGGAUCACUUGGUUGUGUUAUUAAAACACAGAUCUUAUGGAUCUCAACUUCUGGGUGUAUUUUUCUGUGGAGUCACUUUUUUCUCUUUCCUGUACUUUUCUAGAUGUUUCAUGUUUGAUAGAUCAGCAUUUAGUGACUCCCUCCAAAUGGGAACCUUGCCUUGUCCUACGUGAGUUUGUGGAGUGAAGCACAAGAUUGAAACUUAAUUAAUUGCAUUAAUUGUAGCUCUGAGCAUCAGGCACUCACUAGUUGAGGAUUGUGUUGUCUUUCAUACAUGUAAUAAAGGUGAUUUUUGGAAACAAGAGACGCUGAACAUCCAAACCCUCUCUCCUACUGCUGGUGUUACCUGAGCUGUGUGUUCCUGGAGCAUCAAGGAGAUGCAGAUUGGCCAUGGGAGACUCUGAGCAACCACUGCCACCCCCAGCUGUGACACCUGGGCAGACGAGGAACUGUUAACAGAGCAAUCUCACCGUGGGACUGAAGGUUUUUAACAUUUCUGGCAUUGCCUUUAACUGAAUUGAAGGGGUUGGAUUGAUGGGCAGGGCAGGGAUGGGGUUGUGGAAUGUCUCUGUGGGGUUUCCAGUGGGAAUCACUGCCUCCUUGGACACAAGUUUGUUAGCAAAGCAGUGAUGCAUGAGGAACAAAGAAGGAGAGAAGCCAGGUAGAUUUUUAAAGCCUCGCUUCUCUCAGAAUAACAACUUCAAAAUAUUUGAUUUUUUGUUUGCUUUUCUAAUCAUACCCACAUCUUUGGCCUGGACGAUGUAUUUGUUACAUUUUGGCCAUGGAAGGUUUUUUUGGGGGAGUCUGUACUGUGUCACUUGUGAAGGAAAAUGACCAAUGUCAGCUAUUCCUGACAAUCAUUGCAAUGCUCCUCCAGCUUCAAAUUUCAGCAAGCACUAGUGGCAGGCAGCAGUUACAGGUGCACCACUGCUACUGCUCCUUAAAUGCCACCAAAUCAGCACUUGAGUGCUCUGAAGGCAAUAUGACAGGUCAUUUUUCCAAACUCGUUGUAAUAAAAGCUCAUAAUAAUGGGGGAAUUUUGUGAACAUGAGAAAUGUAUCAAUAUAUACUUGUAAUACCAGCCUUAGGUCCUUUGUAAUGUCAUUUCAAAGAAACCUAAUAAACGGUUAUGUGGUAACAAA
Molecule: messenger RNA, 1673 nt
Organism: Passer domesticus (house sparrow)
Lineage: Eukaryota; Metazoa; Chordata; Aves; Passeriformes; Passeridae
Gene: HSBP1
Product: heat shock factor binding protein 1
Exons: 4
Coding region: 82-312 (76 amino acids)
Biological process (GO): cellular heat acclimation
Cellular component (GO): cytosol; nucleus
Molecular function (GO): transcription corepressor activity
Source: RefSeq, a predicted model, not a curated record